AUGUCUUCGACGACGCGUAAUUUGCAGCACCAGCCGCUGCAAAUAUAUCAAGAUCCGGUUACGACCUUCGACCAUGCUCCAAUGCCCUCGCCGAAGAACAAGUCGAAUCUUAAGAAGCCAUCGCCCCUUCGAUCAUUGAAGAACGCGGCAACGAGGAGGAAUAUCGUGUUCAAUCCUCCUCAAGAUGGACCACAUAAGCCGUCGCCUUUCAAGGCAGCCCAGCAAUCCUCGAGCUCUCCUUCCAGAGCACCAUUUGGUAAUAAGCUCAACAUGAUACCCAUGCCACCGCCCGGAGGAUCAUCAUAUAACACCGAUUCGAUGGAGAAGAAGCAGCCCUUAAUGUCGAAAUUCAAAACUGGCUCAAAUGCUGGUCCACAAAAGGCACUCUUCACAACCUUUUCAAGUUCGGCUGUUUCCGAGAAAGAAAAUUAUCCACAACCUUAUUACCCCGAUCCUACGGCAUCAUACAACGAUGGGAUAUCCGGAGGGAACUUCUCUCUUGAGGGUCUUUACAGUCAAAAACCACCAGCAAAGCGAUUGAUGGAUUCUGCACCUAUAAAUGAAUCUAGACCUGCUAAAAAGACGAAGAUUGAAGAAGGGCAACAAGAAGAAGUCUCCGAGGCCAUCUACCUACCUAGCCCGGACUCCUUCCCACCCCUUCACGACGAUGGAUCUAAACCAUCGCAUAGCUACGCACAACUCAUUGGAAUGUCCAUACUCAGAGCCCCAGCUCGCCGGUUGACCCUUGCACAAAUCUACAAGUGGAUCUCCGAUUCCUAUUCUUUCUACAGUGCAUCUGAUGCCGGAUGGCAAAAUAGCAUUCGACACAAUCUAAGUCUCAACAAGGCAUUCAUAAAGCAGGAGAGGCCAAAGGACGACCCAGGAAAGGGAAACUAUUGGGCCAUUCAGCCCGGGAUGGAGCACCAAUUUAUCAAGGACAAGUCGAGAAAGGCGGCUGGGAUCAAUGAGAAUGGUCCAGUCAUGACCACCCACUCCACGCCAGCAAACCAGCCCGAACUUCCACAGGUUCCUCUCCCUCAAUCGGGGUAUUUCAAGCCAUUAGUCCCUGCACCGAGACCCCAAGAACUUCCUGCAAAGCCGUCAUACAACCCCCCGGAACCACAAUUACCUGCUAUCUCUGAAGAAUUGUCCUCCGAUGCCACCAUUCCAGCGUCUGAUGCCUUCCUCGAGCCUGAACUGGAGGAGCCGUGCCAAGAAGCUGCCCCUUCAUCACCCCUUAUUCGGUCUUCGCCUCCACCAGCAAUGAUGCAUUCUUCGCCGCCAAUUCCACGCCAUGUUCCCAGGAGACACGAUACCCCACCUCCUGUUCCUCGUUUUCCUUCGUCGUCAAGAUCUCGAUCCCACAAGCGCAAGUUCGCAUCCAUGGAUGAUAGCGGCUAUUUCUCGUCUCUAGAUUCCUCAGCCAUGCGGCCUCACCGACUUCUCACUUCAGAAGCUGAUCGGCCAAGAAUGAAACGCGGCCGUGCCGAAGAGGAGAUUGCACGGCUCCGUGGCUCUUCAUAUGAUAGUCCUACCAAGUCACGCGCUUCCUUUGCUCCACCCUCAUCAUCACCUGUACGGCAAAACACCAAAAAGAAAUUUACACAAAUGCUGCCCCCUCUUACCCCAAUGGUCAAGCUGAGGGCUCCUAUUCGAGCUCCUCCAUCUGUAUCACCUAAUACCAACCUUCGAAUGCACCGGGACAAAGUCCGGGAGAUGGUCGGCUCGCCACUUCGUGGAGUCACGUCCCUCGACGAAAACCUUCCCUGGAGUCCAGCAUUCAACAUAGAUGACAGCUAUCUAUUUCAAGAAUUCACAAACAGUGCUGAUUUCGACAUCUUCACCGACAAUGCUGCUGGCUUUCUCUCCGUUCCUGGCAUGGGGUCUCCAGAAAAAAGAUCUGCAAAGCGACCUCGACUGGAUCGCUCGAGGUCCGCCAAUAUUCUUGCCGAUAUCUCCAACACCAACUAUAACAAGAAUCUCACCUCCACACCCUUGUUGAAGCUGACCCCCAGCAUACCCAACUCAACAUUGAAGUCACCCAAGAAAGGGUUUGGAUUGGUGGGUUCGCCUACUAGGCUACUCAACAUGGACGAAUCUCCCUUCAAAUUGCCAGCCCAGUCACCCUCUUUCAAUCUCCAGGCUUUCGAUCUCCCUCAUGACGACUUCCUUGGUGCAGAAUUCUUAUCCGAAGAGUUUGAUGAUUUCUCAGGUGUAGACAUCAUGCAAGGUUUCCAGAAGAUUGGUGCAAGUGGCUCCAAUCCAUCGCGCAAUACACCAAAAACAAACACCAGCUCUCGACCUCCGUUUGGUAGGAGCUUCACUUCUCGUUUUUAA
Molecule: messenger RNA, 2337 nt
Organism: Lachnellula hyalina
Lineage: Eukaryota; Fungi; Ascomycota; Leotiomycetes; Helotiales; Lachnaceae
Gene: sep1
Product: Forkhead protein
Exons: 1
Coding region: 1-2337 (778 amino acids)
Biological process (GO): regulation of transcription by RNA polymerase II
Molecular function (GO): RNA polymerase II cis-regulatory region sequence-specific DNA binding; DNA-binding transcription factor activity, RNA polymerase II-specific
Source: RefSeq, a predicted model, not a curated record